GCCAUCUUAUAUUCCGCAUGCACAGACAAACCAGAGGUAAACACUUCACUCUAGCAUGUCUGCAAACCUUCUAACAGUAAGUUACAACACUUAAAGCUACUAUUCCUGGGAGUUGAUCGGCGAAACACACACAGUACACCCAACCUAUAAUCUCCAGGCAGAAUGGAUGAAAACAGGCUAAAGUUGCUGGUGAAGCUAACUCAGGAGGGACAGUUAAGCUCUAUGGAGAAACUGAUCACACUAGACGACUCUUCCGCGGCUCAGACUAUCAUUAGUAAACACUUCGGCCGGUCAGGAGACACCCUGCUGCACUACGCUGCCAGACAUGGACACCUGGAUAUCGUUGAGUAUCUAAUAAACCAAGUGGGAAUGGACGUGGAGGUGUACAACAACGACUACAAGAGGCCACUGCAUGAAGCUGCAUCCAUGGGUCACCAGGCCUGUGUGAGCUAUUUACUGCGACAAGGAGCCAAAGUGGACAGUCUGAAGAAGGCUGACUGGACUCCUUUGAUGAUGGCCUGCACCCGAAGAAACCUCAGUGUGAUCCAAGAGUUGCUGAGCCACGGUGCCAGCCUUGCUCUGAAAAACAAGGACGGCUGGAACGCCUUCCACAUAGCUUGCAGGGAAGGUGACCCUCUGGUUGUAGAGUUCUUGCUUCUCACUGCACCAGACACCUGGAGGACUGAAAGCAAGACACGCAGGACACCGCUGCACACUGCAGCUAUGCAUGGCUGUGAAGAAGUUGUUAGGAUCUUGCUGGAAAGAUGUGGAUACACCUCAGACAGCACUGACAGCUGUGGAGUGACUCCUUUUAUGGACGCAGUCAGGAACGGAUACAUCUCUGUGGCCAGGCUGCUUUUAGAGAAGCAUCAGGCGUCUCCGAGUGCAGCUGACAUACUUGGGGCUCAGCCAGUGCACCAGGUUGCUGUCACAGGACAGAAUGAGGCACUACGCUUCCUGGUGCAGGACCUCAAAGUAGAUGUGAACCAGAGGGCCACUAGCAUCCAGCUGACUGCCCUGCACUACGCAGCAAAGGAAGGUCAUACAUCGACUAUAAAAACGCUGCUGGAUUUGGGUGCUGAUCUUCAUAUUCAAGACAAAAAAGGAAGAACUGCUCUUCAUAUGGCUUCCAUCGGCCAGCAUGCAGAAGCAGUCAGGACACUUAUGCAACUUGGACUUGAAGACUCUCAAGACACAUCUGGUGCAAGGGCACAUCAGUUUGCAAGGAAACCUGAUGUUGUGCGAGCGUUUGAACAUCAUUUAAAAACAGAUAAUAUACCAUAGUGACAGAAAACAGGAUUGAAACCCAUUGUGUAUCAUUAAUUUAAUAAAGGGUUAAAUAAACUUGACUCACUUGACCAGAUAAAAAACAUAAAAGCAAGGCCAUUGUUGUUGUAGUACAAGGUGACCUCACACCUAUGCGUUGUUUUUACAAACUGAAAUGCAAGGAAGCUGACAGGUCUAGACACGACAGGUGAGAUCAUGCCAUCCUACAUCUGUGAUUAUAUUUGAUAUCAUGAGUUGCUGGGGUGCUUCAUUUACUCUGGCUGAUAUGUAUGCAUUUAAACAUGUAUAAAAUAAAUUAAGUGAAUUAUUUACAAUAUUA
Molecule: messenger RNA, 1606 nt
Organism: Sphaeramia orbicularis (orbiculate cardinalfish)
Lineage: Eukaryota; Metazoa; Chordata; Actinopteri; Kurtiformes; Apogonidae
Gene: ankrd16
Product: ankyrin repeat domain 16
Exons: 7
Coding region: 163-1284 (373 amino acids)
Molecular function (GO): protein binding
Source: RefSeq, a predicted model, not a curated record